Hibiscus syriacus is the source of this 591-nucleotide messenger RNA. RefSeq lists its product as uncharacterized. Gene Ontology annotation, molecular function: protein binding. The record is from RefSeq and is a predicted model, not a curated record. The transcript has a single exon. The coding region runs from base 1 to 591 and encodes 196 amino acids. NCBI's taxonomy places the organism in Eukaryota, Viridiplantae, Streptophyta, Magnoliopsida, Malvales, Malvaceae.
AUGGAUUGGUACUCUUGGUUGUCUAGAACUGCCCUUGACCCCUCUCUUAUCCGUGACUAUGGCCUCGCCUUCUCCCGCAAUCAUCUCCAAAGAGAGGAUUUAGCACAGUUCAACCACCAGUUUCUUCAGAGCAUGGGCGUUUCGGUUGCCAAGCACAGGCUUGAGAUUCUCAAGCUUGCCAGGAAAGAAGUUGACCAGCCUUCUAAUAGCCAGUCCAAGCUCAUUUUGGCAAUCAACAAAACCAGAAAGUGCUUCAACAGGUGUGUUAACAAGUUGGUUCACCACCAGCAUUACGCAAUCGAGUCGCUUCCUGAGCCGGUUCGUUAUCGGGAUCAAUGGAGGGGAGUGUUGACAAGGAAGUGCAAGAGUGAAAAGGAGGUUAACAUAGAGCAGCCAGUGCCAAGAACAAGGAAGAUAGCAAAAUCCGGUCCCUUGGAUUACAGGGAACAAGAGAAGAAGCUGCUUGCUCCUCCUAGGAGCUUAAAAUUGUCCGGGCCUCUAGACAGAGAAACGCAGGAGAAGUUGGUGCUCGUUAUAGGAGUCCUACACCAUCUGGUCCUAUUGAUGUUGCAGUGGCACAGGAGAGGCUGA